AUGGCGCGCAUAGCCAAGCUGAGCAGAGACGCCGGUGUCACCUACUUUGACUUCUACCCCGGCGUGGCCGUCGGCGUGGCGGAGAUCAGCCACACAGCGCUGUGGAGCGAGUGCCAGACGACCGGCCGCUGCGCUGUGCCGCUCUGCCAGCCCGUGCUGGGCGACUACUGCACCAGCACCAGUGUGUGUAUGGAGUCCAUCACCAACGGCGAGUGUACAGCUGGCACGUGCCAGUGCCCGAGCCAGCACUGGGUGAACAGCAACGUCGACUGUCAGCCGGGCGUGCCGCUCACCGGCGCGUGCAGCGCCAACAUCGAGUGUCAGACCAUUACGGAAAACAGCAUGUGUGGUGCCAGUGGUACCUGUGAAUGCGAUGCAGGCUAUUUUAACUACCAGAAUACGCAAUGUCUCCCAGUGAAGGCACUGGGGGACCCGUGCACGAUGGACCACGAGUGCGGGGACGAGACCACCAAACACUGUCCGUCUGGAUCGUGCGCCUGCCGGCCCAACUAUGUCAGCGUGGAGGGCGUCUGCAAACCAGCCAAAAAUCUGGGCGAGGCCUGCACCGUCAACGAAGAGUGCACGAUGACAACUGCGAACAGCAUCUGUUCUGGUACUUGUACUUGCCCUGCAGCACACUGGGAGCAUAGCGGCACCUGCCGGCCUUCGGUGGCGUACGGGGGCAGUUGCACCUACGACCAGGACUGCAGCACCCACGACGCUCGCUUCGCGUGCUACAGCGGCACGUGCUCCGACUACGUCUGCUCGCCGGUGUCCGUUGGCGGUUAUGAGUACCGGCUGGCGGGCGGCACGAGCGCCUGCAUCACGGGCCGCGUGGAGCUGCGCUCUCCGGGCGGACAGUGGGGCCACGUGUGCGAUGACGGCUGGGAUGACGUAGAUGCCGGCGUCUUCUGUCGAUCUCUCGGCUUCAACGCCGGCACGUUCGCCUGCUGCUCGACUCACGGCUACGGCGGCGUCCUCAAGUUCCACAUGGACGACGUGGCGUGUGGCGGCAGCGAGAACCAUCUGAUGGCCUGUUCCUACGGCGGCUGGGACCAGCACAACUGCGGCUCCUCGGAGGUGAGCUCGGUCACAUGCUCCUAG
Molecule: messenger RNA, 1104 nt
Organism: Pollicipes pollicipes
Lineage: Eukaryota; Metazoa; Arthropoda; Thecostraca; Pollicipedomorpha; Pollicipedidae
Product: scavenger receptor cysteine-rich type 1 protein M130-like
Exons: 10
Coding region: 1-1104 (367 amino acids)
Cellular component (GO): membrane
Source: RefSeq, a predicted model, not a curated record